AUGAUGAUAAUGAUUUCAAGUGUCUCAGCGCACACUCUGUCGACACAGAAUCACAGCAGUGGUGCUACGUUGUCAGGAGUGUCUCGUGCCGAUGCCGAAUUAUGUGGCUAUUCAGAAGAAUGUGGCUUUGUUCGGUUCACGUAUGUGAUGCUUGGAAGUGCCAUCGCUGCAUGUGGUUGUAUUUUUAACGUCAUCCUCAUUUUUGCACUGAAAAGGAAGACGAAGCCGGACGUCCCACCAACGUUAUUCCCUGUCGUUUUAGCUCUCCUCGAUGCGCUGAUCUGCUUUUUCUACAUUUUCUUGUUCGGAGUGGAUGCUGCUGCUAUUUAUUUGCACCAUGCGGUUCGACUUUUCUGA
Messenger RNA from Gongylonema pulchrum, 357 nucleotides. Lineage: Eukaryota; Metazoa; Nematoda; Chromadorea; Rhabditida; Gongylonematidae. The record is from the annotation of a GenBank genome assembly.